Thalassophryne amazonica is the source of this 8568-nucleotide messenger RNA. RefSeq names its product DOP1 leucine zipper like protein B (gene dop1b). NCBI's taxonomy places the organism in Eukaryota, Metazoa, Chordata, Actinopteri, Batrachoidiformes, Batrachoididae. Gene Ontology annotation, cellular component: endosome; trans-Golgi network. The transcript is spliced from 38 exons. Gene Ontology annotation, biological process: Golgi to endosome transport. The record is from RefSeq and is a predicted model, not a curated record. Bases 240 to 7151 code for a protein of 2303 amino acids.
CAGACUGACUGUAGCUCACCGCUCACUGAAGGUGUUUGAAUGGUGGCGCAUCCUGUCAGCAAUUAAUUUCGCGUCUCGUUAUGGUUUUGCGAUGUUUUUUGUGAUAAAGAUGCGUCAUGAGGACUGGAAUGGAGCAUCUUCGAGUUUGGUUGUUUUGAAAUGAGCGUGUUUUGCCGCAGUGUUGGUUUGUUUGCCAGUUGACACUUUGCUGAACAUGCUGGGAUGAGACCUGCGUUAUCAUGGAUCCUGAAGAACUAGAACUGCAGAAUGAUUACCGGUACCGUAGUUAUGCAGCCGUCAUCGAGAAGGCGCUGCGGAACUUUGAGUCAUCCAGUGAAUGGGCUGAUCUCAUUUCCUCCCUGGGGAAGCUUAAUAAGGCCCUCCAGAGUAAUCUUCGUUACUCUCUCCUGCCAAAGAGGCUUAUUAUAGGGAAACGGCUUGCCCAAUGUCUACACCCGGCACUGCCGAGUGGAGUCCACCUCAAGGCUUUGGAGACCUAUGAGGUCAUUUUCAAAAUCAUUGGAACAAAAUGGCUGGCCAAAGAUCUGUUCAUUUACAGUUCUGGGUUGUUCCCGCUGUUGGGCCAUGCAGCCAUGGCAGUCAAGCCUGUACUGUUGACGCUGUAUGAGCGUUAUUAUCUCCCUCUGCAGAAAGCUUUACUGCCCAGCCUUCAGGCCUUUGUAACAGGACUGUUGCCAGGUCUGGAGGAGGGACUGGGUGUAUACGACAGGACUGAUGCCUUGUUGUUCAAGUUGUCACAGCUGGUGGGUCAACAGGUUUUCUAUGGUGCCCUGUGGGGCAGUAUGUUGGUUAGCCCGUUGGUGCGACUGCCUGCCUCAGUCUUUAUAGUGACACACUUCGACCGAAUGCUGCCUCUGUACCAACAGAGGUACAUGCUGGGCUAUGACCACCGCCUGGUUGUGAAAGCUGUUUGUCUGUCUCUGCAAGAUUCCAAUGUCCUUGUGCAGAGGAACAUGCUUGAAAUCCUGCUUUACUUUUUUCCCUUUGCUGUAUGUCUGCACCCAGCGGAGGCCAGCAUUGCCAUGAGUAUUGAAGACUUGAUCACUGUGGUGGCUGCAGCUUCGCUCACACUGCUCCGUAGAGAUAUGUCCCUCAACAGACGUCUCUAUGCCUGGCUCCUAGGCACAGAUAUAAAGGGAGAAAUGGUGGCACCACACCCAACUCUGUCUACCACCGUGGAGGAACAUGCAUCCUUCUACUUCAGCACCUACUCCAGAGAUUUCCUCAUUCAGGCUCUGAUUAAAAUCCUCAAACAGAAGGAUGUAGAGAGUAACCCAGAAAAUGUGAUAACCUACCUAAGGCCUUUUCGUAUCAUUAUUAGUUUGCUGGACAAACCAGAAAUUGGGCCUGUGGUCUUGAGCAGUAUGAUGUUGGAAGUGGUACGAGCCUUUUAUAGCUACUGUAGAGAGAUGGUAGGGGAGGAAAACACCGCUAACUCGGGACUCUCAGGCAGCCAGUUAGCGAGCAGUAAGAUAAAGGAGAACAAGAACGCAUCAGAGAUCAUAAAGACCAUGAAUAUGCUUGUGAGUUCUACAGACAGCGAAUACCUGUGGGAAUACAUGACCCGACGCUUCUGCACUUCCCUCAGUAAUGAAGAUGACCCACCGAUGCCUCCCCUGCAGGACCGUGGUCACCCUGCACCCUCUGUCACUGAGAUGUCCAAUUUGAUCAUAUUCCUCCUUGAUGUCAUACCUUUGGAGCUCUAUGCUGACGUCCAGUCCCAGUUCCUUCCUGAGAUGUUGGGCAACAUGCUACAGACCCUGCGUGGUCACAUGACCUCUGUGGGCCUGGAUGAGGUCACACAGGGCCUGCGUGCCUGUUUCAAGGUUCUGAGUAAGAUACAAAUGCCUGUUGCUUACAUGGACACUGAAGCAGAGAAUCAAAUGCAGGGGUCACAGGCAGAGGAGGAGAAUACUGAGAAUGAUGAAGAGAAAGAUGUCAGUACUGGUCAAGCUAAUGGUAACCAUGAAGAAAAUUUGCUGAAUGGAGAUGGAGAUGAUGAAGGAGAACCUGCCAAUGGUGUGUACCCACCACUGCGGUCUGAAGACAGUGGACUGGGUAUCAGUGCCUCACCCUCAGAACAGCAUCUACCGCCGGGUCUAGAGCUGGGUGUAGAGGUAGUAGCAAUGUGCAAAGAAAGCGAUGGAGUGUGGAGGAGAGGAGGCAGUGUGGACACAAUGACCCAGUGUCUGCAGGACAUCCUGGCCUUCAUCACUACAAGAUACCUGCUGGUGCAGGUGGAGGAUGUCAGGGGAGAAGAGCCGCAGCCAGACGUAACCGCCAUCUCUCUGGAACAGAAGACCUUGUUGGCAAGCAUAGGAGGUCGGGAAAUUAAAGACAAACUGACUGGACUGUUCACCCCAAACAAACUUAAAACUCACCCUACGUCUGUCAACCUGCCCUCAGCAACCCAAACGGACAAAACUAAACUGCGUCGGCACUUAGGGUGUCUGGACUGGGGAGCUGGCUACAUGCCUCGUGGCAGGGCAGAAAUCUCUGAGCACUGUCGACAGGCCUUCGCAGCCACGUGCCACCUCCUGCUGGAGUGCUCCACCUUCCCUGUGUACUUAACUGAAGAGGAAAGUCAGGCUCUCUACACAGCUAUAUUUUGUAACCCAGACAAUGAUGAAGGCAGGCUUCCAGUAUGGCUGAGGUCUUUAAUGACACUGUGCUGCCUGUCCAGAGACUACCACAUCCAGCACACUGCAGUGGCUUCAAUGUUAGAACUCAUCAACCACUCCCAGUCUCUAGCACUAGUCAUCCAGGACAAGUACAGGCGCUACCAGACCUGUGAUGCGAACCCACUGAGUGGGAAGCUGCAGAUGGUCACUGUUCCACCCAUCUUGCCUGCCCUGCUUCAUUCUAUUGAGAAAUGCACCGAUUUUUAUCAGAGACUGUCUCAGGUGCUUUGGAGCCAGCUGGACACAGAGCGCCGAGAGCAGCACAUUUCCUGUGUGGAACUCUUUUACAGACUUCACUGUUUGGCUCCAUCAGCGUUCAUCUGUGAAGACAUUAUUUGCCAAGCCAUGCUGCAAAAAGACAAGGCUGUUAGGCUGGAAGCACUUCAUCGCUUCACAGUUCUCUGGCACCUUACCCGUGACAUCCAGGCAAACAGGACCAUGUCGCUCAAUCGCUCCUUUGACCGGUCUCUGUGUGUCGUGAUAGACAGCCUGAGUUGUACAGAUGGCUCAAUAAGUGCAGCAGCUCACUGGUGGCUGAUUCGAGCAUUGUCUCUCGAUGAUGUAAUUCGGAUACUCGAACCAAUUCUUUUGUUGUUGCUUCACCCCUCCACUCAGAGAUGCUCUAUUCAGAACAUCAAACAUGACCUUGCUGCUGGUAACCUGAAGGUUUUAAACACCAAAAUUCGAAGCUCAGUCAGAACCUGUGGGACAUCUGCAGAUACCAUGGCAACAGAGGUCACCACCUUCAAUGUGAAGAAUGUCAUUGACCGGGAGACCCUGUGGGCAGAGUUGGACCAAAACACAGAGUCGGCCAAACCACCAGACCUUCUCGUUUCUCGAAGUGAAAGUGAAGAGACUGAAGAGGAGAAUCCUGUGGAUGUUGGAGAAGAAGAGGAGGAGGAAGUAGAGAGUGAACACACUGAGUCAUAUGACACUAGCGGGGCCCAAGACUCUACAGAGAACUCAAGCUCUGGCACAGCCACUUACCAGAGCAGUAUGGAGGAAGGUGUGGUCAGUGGCCUCCACAGGGUAGAGUCUGAACACACGCAGGCAUCUGAAUCACUCUCAAGUGACGACGAAGAUGAUCUAGAACUGGAAAACAUGGCGCAGUCUCGCCUGUUGAAACAGGAACGUGAAAGGAGAGAGGCGAUUGACUCUUUGUUCCGCCAUGUACUGCUGUACUCUGCCACAUCUGGCUGGCGCCAUCUGCUGCAAGGCUUGGCACUGCUAAGCAGCCUCCUGAGGAGUAGUGCACAGAGCCCUCUGGUGGAUGCUCUCUCCUCCACAUCUCUGGACACAAGUUCUGCUUCUCAUUUAAACCUGGUCUCAAACCUAUUACAGCGUCACCAACAGGCUGAAGAUGGGAAAGGUUUCUACAGCAGUCUGCUUUCUCCUUCCUCCUCACCCUCUGUUCCUCCGUCCUUGCUCAUUGAACUGCUGGUUUCUUUAUGCUUGCGAUUCUUGCGCUCUCACUACCCUUCAUACCUGAGCCUGGGUCCUCAUGACCUGCAGGGAAAUAGGGAGGUUCAGGUGAAGAGUGUGGAAGUACUGACCCAGCUGGUGAGCCAGCUUGGUACCGUCGCACAGGGACAAGAGUCCAGUGGUACCAGUCUGGAGCCGAUCCGCAGACUCCUCACAGGAUGUAACGUUCAGCAAUAUGCUCUGCUUACACUUUCUGCCUCCAUGUAUGUCAGCCAGAAGGUAAUGAACAAGGAGCCUGCUAAGGGUGUGGAACUGCUGGAAGAACAGGGCAGCUUGUCAGAGGAGAGCCUAGUGAAUCUUGGAACAGGAGACGGGCAGGAGCAGUACCCGUUACAAAUGGAACUACUUAAACUCCUUCAGGCUCUUAUUGUCCUGGAGUACCAUGUGUGGCCUGGUGGGGUUAUGUCCACAGCUGGGUCAGGUGGCACAUCUGGCCAGCCUGGGGAGCCUCCUCCUUCUGCCACCUCACCUCUUGCUCGUGAGUGGCAGACUGCCGUCCUCUUCCAGCAGUCUAUCAAGGCUGUGCAGUAUGUCCCAAGUCACCCCAUCACGGCCCAAGGAAUGUUUGUUUCUUCAGCAGCCAGGGCUCUGCAGCCACAGUAUGGCUAUGCCAUGCAUCCUCACUGGGUAUCACUGCUCUGCUCCUCUUUAUCCUACUUGGGUCGCUCAUUAGGCAUCAUUGUGGCUCCAGUUAUCACUCAGAUCUGCAGAAACUUGGAUGAGCUGGUGAAAUUGUAUGAACAUGAUGGAGGAAAGGCCCAUCAGAGCCUGAGUGGUAGAAAGGAGAACAUCGCUCCUGACUACCCUCUGACGUUACUUGAAGGCCUGACAACAAUUGCACACUACUGUCUGCUCGAAAACAAGCGGUCAUUGGUUGCGUGCGAUCCCGUGGUUGUCCGUAAUGCACGUAAUGCUGUGAUUGAAGCUCUACCACACAUGCUCAACAGUAUGGCUCUGUUAUGGGGUGUGGUCAGGAGGGAGGAAUCUCAGAAAAGGGGAUCUGACUCUGGCCAGAGCAGCAGAAACACUUCUACUUCUGUUUACUUCAAAAACACCAAGGUUUUGCGUCAACGAAUCUUGGAGUUCCUGAUCCCUCUGACUGGGCAGUAUGGAGUUCAGUUCAUGGCUUCAGUGGGAGCAGUGUGGAGCAGCAGGAAAAGUAAGAGGAGGCACAAAAACAAAGUUUUACCUGUGGCUAGUGAACCUCACCUGAUCAUUGUGAAUUUGGUGAAAUCCCUGAGCACCAUGCACACAAGUACUAUCCUGUAUUUGAUCAAGGAGGUGGUGAAGAAACCGCAUCAGAUCAGAGGAGACCAGAAGUCAACCCUGGUAGAUAUUCCCAUGUUACAGUUCAGCUACACUUAUGUCCAGAGUAUUUCAGCUCAGGCCCUGCAGGAAAAUGUGUCUCCUCUUCUCAGUCUCUUACGGGAGUCUGUACAGCUAAACCUGGCCCCACCUGGACACUUCUUACUACUGGGUAUAAUCAAUGACUUCGUUAAUAGGCUGCCCAACCUGGACAAUAAGAAGGACAGUCGAGACCUGCAGGAAGUGACUCAGCGGAUCCUGGAGGCAGUUGGUGGGAUUGCAGGAUCAUCUCUGGAGCAGACCAGCUGGCUCAGUCGGAACCUUGAGGUCAAAGUUCAGCCACAGGUCUGUCUUGAGGCCGAAGAACCUGAUGAUGCAGAAAGUGACCAUUAUGAGUCAGUGACUCAAGGUACUACCAUGGUUUCCUCCUCAGCACCUUCAGUGUACAGCGUCCAGGCCCUUGUUCUUCUGGCAGAGAUCUUGGCACCACUUUUGGAUAUGGUGUACCGCAGUGAUGAGAAGGAGAAGGCAGUUCCUUUAAUAUCUCGGCUCAUGUACUACGUUUUCCCCUAUAUGAGGAACCACAGUGCUUACAAUAUGCCCAGCUUUGAAGCAGGUGCUCAGCUGCUUAGUAGUCUGAGUGGGUACGCCUACACCAAAAGAGCCUGGAAGAAAGAAGCAUUUGACCUCUUCAUGGAUCCCCUCUUCUUCACUAUGGAUGUCCUAUGUGCACGCAGUUGGAAAUCAAUCAUUGACCACUUGUUGACUCAUGAGAAGACCAUGUUUAAAGAUCUGAUGAGUAUGCAGAGUGGUUCCCUGAAACUGUUUGCUAGCGUGGAUCAGAAACCCAUGCUCCUUAAACGUCAGGCGUUUGCCAUGUUCAGUGGGGAACUCGACCAGUAUCAUCUCUAUCUGCCCCUUAUUCAAGAGCGUCUCACCGAGACUUUGCGUAUGAAUCCAAGCACAGCGGUUUCAGCUCAGAUUUUCCUGAUGUUUCGAGUUCUCUCAUUGCGGAUUUCUCCCCAACACCUCACCUCUCUUUGGCCCAUCAUGGUCACAGAACUGAUUCGUGUGUUUACACGUCUAGAGAAAGCACUGCAGACAGAGAAAGAAGUGUCAAAGUCGACUAAAGUGACGCGUGGAGUAAAUGACAGAAAUGGACCCGUGAAUUUCUCCCAGUCAGAAUUGGACAUGUACCUGUCAGCCUGCAAGUUUCUGGAUGCGUCUCUGGCUUUUCCUCCAGAAAAGAUGCCGCUCUUCCAGAUGUAUCGCUGGGCGUUUGUCCCCGAGGUGGACGUGAGUCGCUUCAGUGGCCCAGAAAACGCUCUGAUCGAGGGUGCAGAAGAACGCAGUCCACAGGUUGUCAGAGUUCUGGAAGGAAUACAGCAACGAUUUGGGGCAUUGAACGAGCUCAUCACAGAGUCAUCAACAGAGCGUCUACAGUUCCCGUUACUGACUCAACACUCUCUGUCCUCCAUCACCCAGCUGGUGCCCUUCUUUUACACCCUUUGCUGCUCCUUCCAGGGCCCACCCCUUCAUAAGUAUUCACUCGACCACCCUUCACCCCACUGCCCAGUUGCAGACUACCCAUUAGACAAAGCUGUUUUGAAGCGGCUGGAGACCAUCACUGAGGAAGAGUUCCUGGACAACAUGGAGAAUUAGAACUGGAACGUGAAACUUUCAGAGAACACAUUUAACUAAGCUUUUAAAACUAAGAUUACAACCUGCAGCCAUAUGAAUACCUACAAUAGUCAUCUGUUGAGGACAAACUUUAAAGAGUGGAAGUGUUUUGGGUAUUCAUUUUACUUUAUCACCUUAAACUUGUUGAAUCUCCAUGUGAAUCCGUGUAUCUCUGCAGUGCUCUCGCACUGAAUCUGUGAUGGAAGGGACAGUGCUUUUCCAGUAUGCUUGUUUGUAUUUGCAAAUUUGAGCAAGUAUUAAGACCAAAACCUCUCUGUUGCUGUUAAUCUCUAAAUUGAUGCGUUGAACCACAGUCAUGAAUGAUUUGUUCACAGAUUUUUACGAUAACCUCUGCAUAUGCACUUUUUAGGAAACUUUAAAAAUGUGAUUUCUAUGAUUGCUACCACAGGCAUCAUUUUAAGCUGCUUAACCAUUUAUUUCAUGACCCCUGUAACUCAGCUACUUAAUUUUUUUGGUUUUUGUCCCCUGUCAUUUCCCCUCCAGACUGCGUUGUUUUGAGUUGCACUCUUGCAUUAGUGUCACUUUAAGAUAAUCACACCACUGUUUUCUCUUAAAAUUAGAAGUAUUGCUGUCUAUCCUUAUUUCAAUCCUUUUUACUUCUUGUUGCUUAAUGUUUGUCAGUAUCUUCGGCACAGCCUCUGCCUUGGCGACUUUUACCACCUCCUCCCUGGGUGUCUUGCAUUCGUAUAUCAGCUAGGUGACGUAUACAUUAUUAAUUUUGCAGUUGAGAACAUGCCUAGUUUCUAAACUGUUUCACAUGGGAAAGAACUAAUCUUCAUGGGCCAAACAAGACAUUAAUGUAGCCUGUUGAGGAUGUAAUAUACGUAUAUGCGGUCUGCUUUGUUUUAGAGUAAGGUUUUUAGCACCAGUGUAAAAUUGUACAUUUUAUCAGCUAAUGCUGUUCUAAAGCUUAGAAGGACACUAGUUUUAAAGGGCAGAUAACUGGAAAUUUUGCGUUCUUGUGACUUUUUCAUGACUUUAUUUAAUCACACGUCUGGUGUACAUACUGUCUUGCUGUUAGUCCGGACUGUUUAUUUUGAAUACAAUGUGCAAAGAUGUUGAAUCAUUACAGGACCUGACCUGCUUGCUCUUGUUCAGUUUUGUGGUUAAGAUUAAUUGCUAAAUUUUAUUCAUACACACUCAUCAGGAACACCCUGUGGUACAGCUGUUUGUUGCUUUCCUUGCCAUAGUUGGUUUUCAAGGGAAAUAUCCUCUCUUUGUAGUGUUUUUGUUCCCUUUGUUUUGUAGUUUUUAUGACUGGCAUUGCCUUUUGUGACAUAUUGAAGGAUAUAAAGGUAAUUUAUUUAGGAUGGUUAAAGGAGUGUGUCAAAUUUUUAGUUUAUAGGAAGACUUCAAUAAAAUUAAGUAAGCCUCUAAA